This is a messenger RNA of Gavialis gangeticus (Gharial), 402 nucleotides long. Its product is annotated as calmodulin-like. Gene Ontology annotation, molecular function: calcium ion binding. The record is from RefSeq and is a predicted model, not a curated record. Gene Ontology annotation, cellular component: cytoplasm; nucleus. Bases 1 to 402 code for a protein of 133 amino acids. NCBI's taxonomy places the organism in Eukaryota, Metazoa, Chordata, Crocodylia, Gavialidae. The transcript has 4 exons.
AUGGAGGAUGAUUUCCCCAGCCAGGUCAAGAAGGUGGCGCUGGCCAUGGGCACGUCGCUGACAGACAAGGACAUCGACCUGCUGCCCACGGACAUGCGGCACCACGCCUCCUUCAACUACACCAAGUUCUUCGAGUACAUGCAGAAGUUCCCGACGUCGGGCGGGCGGGAGGAGCACAUCCGCAAGGCCUUCCAGAUGCUGGACAAGGACAACAGCGGCUUCAUCGAGUGGAACGAGAUCAAGUACAUCCUGUCCACCGUGCCCAGCAACAUGCCCGUGAUGCCCUUAUCGGAUGAGGAGGCCGAAGCCGUGAUCCAAGCAGCUGACACGGAUGGGGACGGGCGCAUUGACUUCCAAGAGUUCUCCGACCUGGUCACGAAGGAGAAGCUUGCCAAGAAGUGA